Cyprinodon variegatus (sheepshead minnow) is the source of this 1776-nucleotide messenger RNA. Its product is annotated as unconventional myosin-XV-like. Gene Ontology annotation, molecular function: cytoskeletal motor activity; ATP binding. The transcript is spliced from 17 exons. Gene Ontology annotation, cellular component: myosin complex. The record is from RefSeq and is a predicted model, not a curated record. Bases 67 to 1776 code for a protein of 569 amino acids. NCBI's taxonomy places the organism in Eukaryota, Metazoa, Chordata, Actinopteri, Cyprinodontiformes, Cyprinodontidae.
UGUAGCGGACAAAGUGGUUCUGGGAAGACUGAAGCUACCAAGCAAAUAGUUCAUUACCUCAGCUUGAUGUAUCGAAACAGAAACGAGAGUCUAAGACAGCCUAUGGAAGUCUUUCCCAUCCUUGAAAGUUUUGGGAAUGCCAAGACUAUUCUGAACAACAACUCAAGUCGCUUUGGCAAGUACCUUCACAUCCACAUACUAAAUGGAGCUGUUGUAGGAACCUCACUGUCCAAAUAUCUCCUGGAGAAGUCCAGGAUUGUCUUUCAGGCCAGUAAGGAGAGGAACUACCAUGUGUUCUAUGAACUGCUGGAAGGUUUGAAUGACUGGGACAAAGAGAAGCUCUUCCUGCAGGGAGCUGAGACCUAUUACUACCUAAAUCAAGGGGGUGCCUGCAUUUUGAACGGGAAGCAAGAAAAACAGGACUUUCACAUUUUGCUUCACUGUUUGGAGACUAUUGGCCUGCAUUCAGAUCAAAUCUCCCACAUAUGGGCCAUCCUCUCCUCCAUCCUGCAGCUCGGUAACAUCUCUUUCAGCUCCUAUGAGAGUGAGUCAUUUGAAGUGGCUCGUAUCUUCAGUGAGGCGGAGGCCAGAAGGGUUGGUUCCUUGUUGCAGAUUUCCCCUGAGGCCCUUCAAACUGUAAUUACCCACAAAGUCACAGAGACCACCUUUGAUCGGAUCUACUGCCCCCUGUCUGUGGAAAGUGCCAUAGAAUCAAGAAAUGCGAUUGCCAAAGCUUUGUACACAGUUCUGUUCGACUGGUUGUUGGAGCAAAUUAAUGACUGGCUGAGUCCGGCAGAGAUGGACAGCACUGUUGGUGUCGUGGAUAUUUACGGCUUCGAGGACCUGGAAGUGAACAGCUUCGAGCAGCUGUGUAUUAACUUUGCCAACGAGCAGCUGCAGCAUUUUCUCAACAAAACACUGAUUUCCCAGGAGCAGUGUUCCUUGUUUGGAACAGUAAUGGAACAAAUUUCCCUCCGUCUACCUGCAUGUUUUCUGUUCCUCUAUAGAAAUGCGAUUGCCAAAGCUUUGUACACAGUUCUGUUCGACUGGUUGUUGGAGCAAAUUAAUGACUGGCUGAGUCCGGCAGAGAUGGACAGCACUGUUGGUGUCGUGGAUAUUUACGGCUUCGAGGACCUGGAAGUGAACAGCUUCGAGCAGCUGUGUAUUAACUUUGCCAACGAGCAGCUGCAGCAUUUUCUCAACAAAACACUGAUUUCCCAGGAGCAGGAGGAGUACGACGCCGAGCAGAUCCUUUGGCAUCCAGUGCAGCUAAAGAACUUUCACUCCUGUCUGGAUCUGAUCUCCUCCAGACCAAACGGCAUCCUCCGCAUUUUAGACGAUCAGACAUGCCUCCCACAGGCGACUGACCACACCUUCCUUCAGAAAUGCCACUACCACCAUGCCAGCAACCCCUUCUACUCCAAGCCCAAGAGCCCGAUGCCCGUCUUCACGAUUUAUCACUACGCUGGAGCUGUCACCUAUGAGGUUCAUAAUUUCCUCAAUAAGAAUCAAGACCAGUUCAGGACAGAAAUCGUGGAACUUUUUGCUAGAAGCAGGACAAAGAUGAUUUCUGGGCUCUUCCAGAAGCUUCAGGACAGCUACGUCCAGCAGAGGGAACUGGGUUUGAAGGGGAAACGUCUUCGCCAGCUGCCCCCGACCACAGCUUCACACUUCCUCCAGUCCCUGAGCGAACUCACCACCUGCAUGGAAAGGUGUAAAACAACCAUCAUCCGCUGCCUGAAGCCAAAUUAUGUGAAGACAUCAAAGCGAUGUUGA